AUAUACUUCGGAUAUACAAUAUUUGUUAACCGUUAAUCAACACUGGAAUUAAGUAGCGUCGUGUGGCCAUGGUGACAACAGGAUUUUCAAGUUUUGUUUGCUCUGAUUUAGACCUGAAAUAUCAAUUACCACUUUACGCAUGACUUAAAGAGUAUUUUCACGGAAAUAUUUAAUCUACUGAAACUUUGUGAAAAUGUCGAACUCUCCAACAAAAUCAAUUCCGCGUCCGAGGACAAACAACCCGUUAAGCAGGUCGCUGCCGGCUUCGACCGCCGGAGCUUCGGGGACAGCACCUGUUGAUAGGGUGCUUCAUUACAGGGCGGAACAUGCAGGUGAUCGUUCAUUGAGGAAAACGGCGCAGGUCUCUCCUCUUCAAAUGAGUACACCCUCAAUGCGCACUGGAACAACUUUCAAGACCAACAAAUUGCAGACAAAACACAGUACAUGGACACCAAUAUUGCACAAACCAUCAAAUGAACAGCUAUAUUUAGAAAGGAGAGAUUUAACCGCACACUGGUUUGACCUGUGGACGGACUCCCAGCGGAAGCGAUUCCUGCAGUUCCUUCUGGUGCACUGCAAGCGUAGCCAGCUUGUCUUCCUGCAGCAGUUCUUUGACAGUAAGAUUCCCCUCACCCAUGUGGACUUCACCAAGAUCCUACCUCGCUUCCUCUGCCUCUAUAUCUUCUCGUUCCUGGAUCCCCGCAGCCUUAGCCGUGCCUCCAUGGUCUGCUGGCACUGGAAGUUUGUCACAGAACAGGAUGAGCUGUGGGUUCACAAGUGCCUCCGACAUGGCUGGCUGUUGCCUUAUGUGCCAAGAGAGAAUGAAUUUGGAGCUUGGAAGAAACACUACAUCAAAUGUUUUAAGUCGCUUGAUGUUACUCAACCAAAUGAGAAGUCUGAUAGGUAUGGCAAGCUAGGGGAUGGAUCAACACUAGCAGAGAAAGAAUAUCUCAGGAAACUGAAGGCAGGCCGGAUCAAGGAACCACCUCUAAAUCCACAUCCCUAUGCUGAGAGGGGGCCAUGGCUUGACCCUGAUCCUCGCCCCCAGGACACAGAGAAGGCUUUCAAGAGUAUGGCCGACACUGCCAACCCGACCUUUGGCCAGCCCCUUCCCAAGGUACACCAGAGAUCGUGGACGGAACCCGCCCGUAACUUUGAAUAUGGUCUGGAGUCUGGCAAUAGAAAACAACAGCACAGAGUGAAUCAGGACGUCGAGGAGACAAUAGGCAAUGACAGGAGUCUAGCCACCUCUCUAUCUGCCUGUAUUGCUGUUGAGCUCAGUGAGAAUCCAGAUAAGAUCAACAGGUCCUGGGCUAAACCCCAAGUUCAGCCUGUUUCUAGAAGACCAGAUCUUUCAAGAGGGGGAGACUACUCGGCUUUCAAGAAAACAUCUAAACAUGAUGUAGGGUCAAAGGUCAUCAGAGGGGAGUCCCCUUUUAGGAUUCUGCUUAUAUCUAGUGAAGUACCAGCUUAUCAACUCCUUGUAUCAGCAGCCAAACCUGAUGUAUUGCCCAUUGUAUAUGAGUAUAAUGGUAGCACCAUAGAAUCUCUACUUACCUUGCUCCAAGCUACAGUAGGAUCAUAUCAAGCCAGGAGUAUUGGUCUAUUCACCCUUGGCGAGGACUCAGUUCGGAUCAUCAGAGAAACGGCCAUCACGUCUCGGAUGAUAGAACACCCGGACAUCAAGAACUUCUGGGAGUCUUUCUCCCAGUGCAUCGAGUCGGCCAAAGAGGGAGGAUCCCUGGAUUUCUUUGCUCCACUCGAGGCAACAGCUGGUGGGCAUGAGAUGAUGUCACGUCUAUCAUCUCUGAUUGGUCUUCGACUAUCCAGCCCUGCCACCCUCUCACCCACAAGGUUUGAUUAUGUGACGGGUGAAUGGCAGGACACGGCUCAUACACGACCCAACCCUCCACCCCACUCCCUAUACUUCCAAGCAGCACCCUUGCAGGCGUGGCAGGCCCUAGCUGGUCGGGUGGCCGAGGCAACCACACGAUGCAGCGAAGAUCUCAGGGGGUUCUUUGUCCAGAGGAGGGAGCAACUCCUGCACAGAGUAACAGGUGAUGUGGUUCUAGAGGAGCUAGGAGAAGAUGGUCUUGGUGUUUGUGAUCAGGUCAUGGUAGCAUUGAGGGAAGCUUUGGAGGAACUAGCUAGACACCCUGAUCAGGAAAAUCCAGCAGCAUUCCUUGGGGAGACUCUUUUGAAGAUUUCUGGACAAGGUGCACCUCAUCAUCAAGGGAUGAACAAUGGCAUAUCAGGGGCACCAAGGCAAUCUAAUAAGAUGUCUGGCUUGAAACUUGCCAGUGAAAGCCAAGAUGAUAUGUCGAUUGGUGAAGAGAUCGAGGAGGAGAUUGAAGAGGAGUACGAAGAGGAGAGCGAGCAGGAGCUGAUCAGACCGGCCAAGUCCCGUCCUGAACCCAUCAACUCAAAGACAUUCUUACGCACACAUUCCAAACCCAGCACUGUGCAACAGACAUUCCAAUCUAUGCAGUUGACCACACCCCCUGGCAAGACCCACUCUGAGCGGAGGAGAGCCGUAGCCAAUGAGAUUCUUGAUGCGGAGAAGGUGUAUCUCCGAAGACUCAACAUCAUUCACAAUGUUUACUUUGAGAGGCUGGCGGCAGCGUUGCGAUCGAAUCAUGCCAUCAUUGGGCAGACAAACAUCAGUCUCAUCUUCACGGAUACUAAUAAUAUUCUCAACGUCACUAGGGGUCUGUAUGAAGAAUUGAAAGGUCGAUUAGAGAGUUGGAGUGCCCAGCAAUGCUUGGGAGACUGCUUUGUUAAGUUCCAAUCAAAGCUCAAGGCCUAUACCAACUUCCAUAACAACUACGCAAUCAUCCUCUCAACAAUUGAUAAGUGUCGAGAGCAAGAGCCAUCAUUCCGCGCCUUCCUCAAGCAGCACGACAGCUCCGCUUCGUCUGAGAUGAUGACCUUGGAUGAGCUGAUGCUAGGCGUGGCCCACCACAUCCACCACUACAAUCGCCUCCUCUUGGCCUUUCAUCAUGCCACACCCGACGAUCACCCGGACAAAGAGGACCUGAUGACGGCCAUUCAGACAUUUAGGCAGCUCCAAGAUCUCAUUGACCAGAACAAGCAGCGAGGUGAAAGAGAGCGUGUCUUGAAAGGUCUUCAGAAGCGCAUCGUAGGUUGUCCCAGUCUCCUAGAGGCUAACAGGUUCCUCGUCCGUCAAGAGACGGUCGCUCUGAUGGAGUCAGUCACCAACUCAAGCAAGACCAACAAUAUGAAAGGGCCCAUGAAGCAUGUGAAUGACCUUUGCUUGUUUCUAUUCAACGAUGCUCUUGUCGUCACCCACGAGGGCUCCCGUCACGUGCCUUACACCCGCCGUUCAGAGACUUUCUACAAGUUCAUUGUGGCUCUGAGUCUGACUAGAUUGCAGGUUCAGGACGUACCAGAUUCUAAAUAUGUUCAGCAUGGUAUUCUGUUGGUGUCACCCAAGAAGAGACUGCUAUGUUCAGCUGAAGACUAUUCCUCUAAGGUGGCACUACUCAGCAUACUGGAGGAAACAAUCCGAGCUGCUUUAGAUGUGGACUGAAAUAACAACAAGGGACAACCUCAGCAACCGCCAAAGCAACAAGAAAAUGUGGAAGCCUCCUGGUGUAGUGGUUCUGACUCUCACCUUGUAAUCAGAGGGUCAUGUGUUCUAAUCCCACCAUGGCCUAGAGUCCUUUGGCAAUAUAUCAAUCCACAAUAUGCCACUCUCCAUCCAGGUGUUAAAUGGGUACCUGGUAGGAUGCAAAAGCCUAUGUAGUAUUCCUAGCAAUGGAGUCUUGGAAGUCAUUGGAAUGCUCCCCAGGGAAUGGAGAAAAAGCAUGUUGUGUAUGGGCAUGCCAGGAUCCGAUGACCGGGGUAGUAAUAUAUCUAUAAAGCGCUUAGAGAUGCUGUUCCAAUGUA
Molecule: messenger RNA, 3909 nt
Organism: Lytechinus variegatus (green sea urchin)
Lineage: Eukaryota; Metazoa; Echinodermata; Echinoidea; Temnopleuroida; Toxopneustidae
Product: epithelial cell-transforming sequence 2 oncogene-like
Exons: 21
Coding region: 194-3550 (1118 amino acids)
Molecular function (GO): guanyl-nucleotide exchange factor activity; protein binding
Source: RefSeq, a predicted model, not a curated record